Molecule: messenger RNA, 1473 nt
Organism: Ectocarpus sp. CCAP 1310/34
Lineage: Eukaryota; Phaeophyceae; Ectocarpales; Ectocarpaceae
Source: the annotation of a GenBank genome assembly
AUGCUGAACGCGCACUCUGGCCAGGAAGCUGCUGUUGAAGUGCGGGACGACGCCGUGGAAAACCUACGGGCGGGUCCUCGUGAUGUAGCGCAGGUAAAAAAAGGCGUAACCGCUGCGCUAGACCAUUUCCCUUGGCUGCAAAGUAUUUGGGGUAUGGGCAUCGACAUCCCUCCUACCAGAGAGAUGAUCAUGACCUCCUGGAAAUACCUGGUAGACCUUCUCGCCGCUGGCAGAGCACGCAAGCCUACAACAAGGACAGCGUCCACUUUCACGUUGUCACGCUUCGAGGCAUGGCCCGACCGGAUAAGAACGUGGAUCAACCAUGAAAGCGUUCAGGAAGUCGCGCGCACACGCCAGGGCGACCAGGGCACACACUACCUGCGCUGCAUCAUCAACGUAGUGGAUGAGUGUUACGGAGAAGGAGUGAAACCAAUUAGUGGACAGGAGCUAUACCGCGUUUUCAUGGAAGAGAGGGAGAAAUCGAACACGGUGGCUCUCACCUAUCUUACGGAAAUCCACAAGAUCUCAACGGCGCGUGGGAAGGAGUGGGACUUCAUAGUGCAGCACAAUCAUUCCCCCUCCAGUGCGGGCGCCAUUGAGAGAGAUCCAAUCCUCAAAGAUAUGGUUGGGGAGGUCGAUGCGAGGAAUGACCCUGCUGCCGGUGCGGGGCUCCUCUUUCCUACGCUUGCGUGGUACUUAUCUAGGGACUUACCGGCUGAGAUCUUGAGGGUGAUCACAGAAUCAUCAGAGGUACGGAGGGCAUGGGGUAAGUGCUGCCCUUCCGCCGUUGCCCACCCCCCGUUCGAAGCGCAACCAGAGAUUCUCGACGACAUAUACAAGUUUGUCUUGCAGAAGUUUCACAGCUUCCGUGGUGUAGUGGCAGGCUCGGGGACUGUGACGAAUGAGGGUCUAGCUGUUGAGACGGUGAGAAAAAUGACCAAGCCACAGUUGUUUGAACUGACCAAGGGCACAUUAGUGGACCAUAUUAAAGCUGCGGGUGGCGACGCCAAGGUGUGGAGAAAGAAGGAAUUUUUGGUCAACGCUUUGCUUAGCGUUGCCGGCGGCUCUAGCGAAGACGGCGAAGGAGGGCUGGUAGAUCAUGGGUCGGGGAACGGGCCAGUCAAUGUGGCGGGAGACGGCGGUGAUGGCAAAAUAUCGAACGUCUGGGUUAACCGGGUGUCGGCGACGGGCGGCGAAGGUCUUGAAUGGAUCGAUGCUGUACCGUUAGAGGAAGCCGUGAUGUCGAAACUGCUGCAAGAAUUGGCCGUGGAGGAUGGGGAAGAUGACGCGUCUCUCGGAGACUUCGACGAAGAAUUUUUGGCUCGGUCGAUCGAUUUCGAUGAGGUAUUUCCGUCGUCGCCGAAAUCGAACCUGGCGGAUGCCCAGGGUCCAACGAGGGUAGAGUUAUCCUUUGACCAAUCUGAUGUUGCAGGCGAGACGGCAGCCUCUGGGAUGGGUGAAACCAAGGGAUGA